AAGUGUUUGUCAUUUCAAUUCAUGUUCGAUGCCGCUUGUCAUUCAGUAAAACACAGAUUUAAGGGUGAACAAUUACCGUCAAUAAAUUUAAAGGAAUAAAAUAAAAUGGCUUUCAUGGGGGAUAUGAUGAACCCAGCGCCCCUAUGGCACAACGGUCCAUCUCCAGGAGCGUUCUAUAACUUCCCAGGCAACUCCUCAUCUUUUGGACAUACAAACCACACAGCUCAAGAUUUCAAAGCUCACUCUGCAAAUCCGAUCACAACUACAACGACAGUGAUUGGUCUGAAGUUUGAUAAAGGCUGUGUAAUUGCUGGAGACACACUCGGCUCAUAUGGUUCACUGGCUCGAUUCCGUGACUGUCCACGUGUGUUGAAGGUGAAUGAUCUAACAUUACUCGGAUCUGGCGGUGAUUAUGCGGAUUACCAGUAUUUGAAAGAUAUAAUUGAACAGAAAAUUAUCGAUGAGCAAUGUAUCGGAGAUGGUUUACAUUUGAAGCCCCGUUCUCUUCACUGUUGGUUGACACGAGUUCUCUACAACAAGCGCAGCAAGAUGGAUCCCCUGUGGAACAAUUACAUUGUUGCUGGAAUCCAGGAUGGAGAGCCUUUCUUAGGUACAGUUGAUAAGCUCGGUACGGCUUACGAAGAUGCAACAAUUGCCACUGGGCUCGGAGCUUACAUGGCAACACCGCUACUCCGGAAUGCAUUGGACAAGGGACCUCUAGAUGAAGAGUCUGCAAAGGCUCUAGUCCGCAAAUGCAUGGAGGUUUUGUUCUACCGUGACGCCCGUUCCUUCCCGCGCUAUCAGCUCGGAGUUGUCACAGCUGCCGGAGUAACGGUCGAGGAACCUGUCGAACUGAAACACGACUGGUCUCUCGCUCACAUGAUACAUAUGAAGUGAUUUUUAUAAUUAAAUAAAUCUUGCAAAUAUUAAAAAAAAAAA
Messenger RNA from Vanessa tameamea, 939 nucleotides. RefSeq names its product Proteasome beta7 subunit (gene Prosbeta7). The transcript is spliced from 6 exons. NCBI's taxonomy places the organism in Eukaryota, Metazoa, Arthropoda, Insecta, Lepidoptera, Nymphalidae. Gene Ontology annotation, cellular component: proteasome core complex. The record is from RefSeq and is a predicted model, not a curated record. The coding region runs from base 106 to 897 and encodes 263 amino acids.